UCUGAACGUCUAUCAACCACAAGUAUGGCGGAUGACAAGGUGGGUUCGCUCGAAGACGAGGCACUCAAGAGAAAAGAGCGUCUGCAAGCAUUAAAGAGAAAAAUAACUGACGAAAACAAAGAGCAGGGAACAUCAGAGGGUACGACUCUGCCCAAACCUAAAUUUCGCAGCUACAAACCUCAAGAUGAUAGCUUGAAAGACCAAGUAUUGGACGAAGCUAAGCCCGGAGAUGUUGAGAGCGAAGUGAAGGAUCAACUGAGUGCUGCUAAUUCAAAAGUUGUGAUUGAGGAACUUGAUAUAAGCAGUCUAGCGCCACGGAAACCGGACUGGGAUUUGAAAAGAGAUGUUGCUAAAAAACUUGAAAAGCUUGAAAGACGGACUCAGAAAGCUAUAGCUGAAUUGAUACGUGAGCGUUUGAAGCAGGGUCAAGAAAAUCUUGCGUCUAUAGUCAAUAUGGCACCGAUCAACUCUUCCAAACUAAUUGCAAAGGCUAAACCCAACGAAGAAGAAUAGUAAUAUGGAAUAAGUGAAACUCAUUGACCGAUGCAUUCAGUAAUAGGUACUUAAUUCGUAUUUGAUUGCAUUGGAUCAGCAAAUUGACUUGAAGCAAUUAUAUAUAUAUAUGUUCCGUUUUCAAGUACUUUGACACCUGGUAAACUACUAUGUAGGAUUACAGGUUCUCGUUACAAACCGCGUGUAUAUAACCAUUUUUAAAUCAGUGAGAUAUUAUCUCUAGAUAUUCUAAUUUUAAAUGAGGAGAAAUCUUAAUUUUUUAGAAAUCAUUUUCAUUCCAGAAUGUUCAUUCGUUGAUAUAUACCUAUAAUGAAUAUAAAUUACCUGCAAGUUACAUGAACUAAUGGAAGAUGGUGUGAAAAUAUAUGAAAUAAAUUUACUUAGAAAAGAAAUAGAACAUUAUCUUAUCACCGUAAGUGCAAAAAUCCUUUGUAUUCAUCUUCCAACCGUUUUCAGUGAUAGUGUUACUAUCGAGUGUAAUUUUUGUAAAGAAUAUAAUUAUACUUAACGAAAUAAAUGAGUAAUUUACUCCUGACACCUAUUAAAAUUGUUUUACUUUGUUACCGAUUGCAAAGCAAUUCAUGAAUUUCAACUUUUAGAAUACACUUACAUACAAUUUGUUAUAAGGUUGUAAAAUUGCAACCUCUCGACAAAUUAUAACAGUCUAUAUGACAAUUCUCGCACAGAGCGCAUAGAUUUUUAACAUAUCUGGCUACUUUUACACAUUUAAUAUUAGAGAUAAAUUUCUACGAUUUAGGAUAUUGUAGAAAAAAUAACUUAAUAAUUAGCAGGAUUCGCAACAUUUUCCAUUCAACUAAGUUUCCAGCAUAUAUGGCAUGAGGAGAUUAAUAAAUAUAUAACUAAUAGAUGCUUAAAUAAUGCAUCAGUGACGCUGUUAGCAACUAAAACUACCAUUUUUACUUCUUGGCAUAAACUCGAUAAUACCAACUAUAUUAACGCAACAAAACUGCACUUAUACACAAUGCUUCAAUACUAUUUGUGGAUGGAAAUACGGAUAUAACUAGUAAAAAGUUACAGUAAUAAUUCCAUCUUUUGAGUAACACAUUGGAAAAAGCCAUCUCGUGGUAGAAUAAAAAUUUAAAACUCCAAAAGAAAUGUAUUUCAUUGAACUAGUAGUUCUUGAUAUUAUUCUUAAAUCUGAUAUUGA
This is a messenger RNA of Diprion similis, 1681 nucleotides long. RefSeq names its product coiled-coil domain-containing protein 12. The coding region runs from base 25 to 513 and encodes 162 amino acids. NCBI's taxonomy places the organism in Eukaryota, Metazoa, Arthropoda, Insecta, Hymenoptera, Diprionidae. The record is from RefSeq and is a predicted model, not a curated record. The transcript is spliced from 3 exons. Gene Ontology annotation, cellular component: U2-type spliceosomal complex; post-mRNA release spliceosomal complex.